This is a messenger RNA of Lymnaea stagnalis (great pond snail), 1181 nucleotides long. NCBI's taxonomy places the organism in Eukaryota, Metazoa, Mollusca, Gastropoda, Lymnaeidae. The record is from the annotation of a GenBank genome assembly.
GUAUUUCCGGUGUUCACUGUUGUCGGUGUCGUCACAAACACGUUGAAUCUCGCGGUGUUUUCCCGUCUGGGACUCACCAACUCGGUCAACAUUUGUUUCUUUGCCCUCGCCCUUUCAGACGUCUGCUGCCUCACGGUCUUCCUCUUCGUGCUGGUGACCGCUUACAUUCGGCGUGUCUUUCCGAACCAUUUCAUCAACUUUCAAGAUCUGAGCAGCGUAGCCACGUGGUACUACAGGAUGUUCUACGACAUCUCCACCAUCUCGACCACCUACAUCGCUGUACAGCGAGGCUGCUGCGUGGCGCUGCCAUUCCACUUCCGGGAUUUCUUCACCAAGGAGCGCGUCAUCGCUGGAGUAAUCUUCAUUUAUGUUUCCGGCAUGGCCUGCUACGUCCCAGUAUUCGCCACGUCACUUCUACUGCCCGCAAGAGAUUCUCAAACGAAUGCAACGCAGGUCAGGUUAGUUUUUAGCUCCGGGAGCGACAAGAUUUUAGCCGCCGUGGACAUCUUAAAGAAAUUUGCCUUGACGUUCGCAGGCGAAUUCCUUGCUCUACUUUCUCUCAUGGCCAUCGUCAUUGGAAUGAAGUCUGCGUCUGAAUUUCGCCAUGCGUCGUCACACACUGGCUGCACCCGGGACGGUAAUGUAACGUUUGGCGGAACAAACCAGAGAGAUGGCGAUCAGCUUCAUCGGACAGAUACCGCUCCAGCAGUAUCGAAAAGUCAACGAAAGGAAAAGAAAAUCGUCAGGCAAGUACUCUUGAUAACCACGGUGUUCAUUGUGUGCAACACGCCCCAGAUGGUAGCAUCAAUCGUUGGCCGUGUCGUGCCUGGAGUCGACUUGUUCGGUCACAACAGAAAUGUCUACUUCUUAACCUACACGGUCGUCAAUGUCUUUGAACUGUUCAAUUCCUCUUUCAACUUUUUCAUUUACUACAAGUUCAACACCAAGUUCAAGGAGAUUGUGGACGAUGCUUUGUGUAACUAGCUGGAACAAGUGGCGUACACUGAGUUGGAAUAUUCUUAACGUUGUCGCACACACACAAUUCUCACCAAAACAAAGCAACAAAAAAAAGGAGAAGAACGGUUAAACUAUUUUUUAAAAUCAUGAUCUUUGUCGCUAAAAAAAAAAAAAUGUGUUGAGAGUUUCUGCAAUUAUUGAAAAAAAACAACUGUGAAUAAUAG